This is a messenger RNA of Schizophyllum commune H4-8, 1542 nucleotides long. RefSeq names its product CMGC/CLK protein kinase. Gene Ontology annotation, molecular function: ATP binding; protein kinase activity. Gene Ontology annotation, biological process: protein phosphorylation. The coding region runs from base 1 to 1542 and encodes 513 amino acids. Lineage: Eukaryota; Fungi; Basidiomycota; Agaricomycetes; Agaricales; Schizophyllaceae. The transcript has 8 exons. The record is from RefSeq and is a predicted model, not a curated record. Gene Ontology annotation, cellular component: nucleus.
AUGGCCAAUGGUCAGCCAGGUCCGAGCGUCAUGCCCACCCCUCCCGUAACCGCCACCCGCAAACGCAAGCGCGCACACCAGUACACCGUCAGCUACAGCGAGGUCCAGGAGGUCGACGACAGCGGUCGCCUACGCGAGGUCAUCGUCAUAGACGACUCGCCGCCCCCACCAACUCUUUCCCCUGCCACGAGUGCCCACACCAAGUUUUCCGCCUCCUACCAGCCUCCGGUCUACUCGGCCCCCAUUAGAACACGCGCCCGCGCAGCCGCCGAGGCGCAGGCCCUCUCCUCGUCCUCUGCGUCUACGGCAGCCGGCCCGGCAGUCAAGAAGCGGCGGAGAGACCCCCAAGACUCGGUCGUUCGUGCCCCGCCAGCGAAGAAGCCAGCAACAGGCGCCGGGGCCGCGCAAGCACUCGCCCAGCAGGGCUCCUGGGAGACUAGAAGCGGUGCAGCAUCCGAUGAGACGUCCAAGGGCCCCGUCCCAUGCGAUGACAAGGAGGGCCACUAUAUCAUUGUACCCGACGACAUCAUAGCCAACCGAUACCGUACAGUACGGCUUCUCGGUCAGGGGACGUUCGGCAAAGUCGUGGAGGCAGUCGACACGCAGACCAAACAGCGUGUGGCCAUCAAGAUCAUCCGAGCCGUGCCGAAGUAUCGCGACGCGAGCAAGAUGGAAAUUCGCGUCCUCAAGAAGUUGAAGGAGAGCGAUCCGCUCAAUAGACACAAAUGCAUACACCUCUUAUCGUGGUUUGAUCAUCGCAACCAUAUAUGCCUGGUCUCGGAACUGUUGGGCAUGUGCCUGUACGAUUUCCUCAAGGAGAAUGACUUCGCACCGUUUCCGCGCCAUCAAAUCCAGUCAUUUGCGAGGCAACUCCUCGGGAGUGUGGCGUUCUUGCACGAUCUACACCUCAUCCACACCGACCUGAAGCCCGAGAACAUCCUGCUAGUACACAACGACUACAAGACGGUCAGGAUACCUGUCCCGAACAAGCGAAGCGCGGCAAAGGACAAGCGGAUCCUGCUAUCAACCGAUAUCCGCUUGAUCGACUUCGGCUCGGCUACCUUCGAACACGAGUAUCACUCUAGCGUCGUCUGUACAAGACAUUACCGAGCACCAGAGAUCAUACUGGGCCUAGGCUGGUCAUACCCCUGUGACGUCUACUCGCUUGGCUGCAUUCUCGUCGAGUUCUACACCGGUAUCGCCCUAUUCCAGACGCACGAAAACCUCGACCAUCUCGCGAUGAUGGAGAUUGUCAUGGGCAGAGUACCCGACCGCUUCGCACGGCAGGGCGCAAGACAGCACCCCGAGUGGUUCAAGGACGGUCGCAUAGACUUCCCAAAGACGAAGUCGACGAGGCAAAGCAAGAAGGACGUUCGCGCGACGAAGCCCUUGCGGGACAUCAUCACGAGCUCAGACAUGAUCAACCGGCAUUUCCUUGACCUCGUCACCAAGCUGCUAGCCUGGGACCCGGCGCAGCGCAUCACGGUCCGCGAGGCGCUCAGCCACCCGUACUUCUCGCUCAGCAUUCCUGAGGAGAUCUAA